GAAACUCGUCACUCCUGUACUGCGCAGCUUGGAUUGACAUUCGACUGGGAAUAUCUGGAAUUUAUUCUUCGAAAAUCGAAUCCACGGAAGUAUGACUUAUUCAUUGCUUACAAAAAGACCUGUGCCUUCGCUCAGAGACUAUGAUAUCAACAGCAAGAGAGGAUUCCUCCCUGAGCAUGAUCCACUACUAAGCCUACAGCACCCAUACAAUUGUUGGGACGAUGCUGCAAGGCAACUUCCGGAUUAUAUAUUGGCUGGUUGCGCUCGCCGACAGCUGAACAAGCUUCCGCUACUACAUGCGACGAAUUUAACAACAGAUGCCGAGCUCCAGCGCGCCUAUUCACUGCUCAGCUUUCUAAACCACACCUACGUCUGGUGCGAAGGAGAGCUUAACCCGUGCCACGUUCUGCCUGCAAACUUGGCUGUUCCCUGGAUGGAGGUUUCGAAGUCCUUAGGCUGUAAACCGAUUCUUACUCACUCUUCCGUUGUAAUGUAUAACUGGAGAAGGUUGGACGCGGAGGGGCCAUUAGACCUAACAAAUCUUGCCGCGCUCAACACCUUUAAUGGGUGUAUGGAUGAGGCUUGGUUUUAUUUGGUUACAGUAGCCAUCGAGGCCUUGGGGGGACCUGCGUUGGAGGCCAUAACGGAUGCCAUGCAGGCGGUGAAUAACUUGAAUGCAAUGAUUGUAGCAGAACGAAUGAAUACGCUGGCAGAUCGUAUCGACCAAAUGACUGAGAUUAUAGUAAGAAUGUUUGAGAAGUGCGAUGCUAAGGUUUACUAUGAUGAUGUGCGGCCUUACUUCGGCGGAUGGCGAGGAAACCCCGUACUGCCAAAUGGGAUGGUUUACGAAGGUGUCAGUGAAACACCAUUCUAUUUCGCGGGUGGAAGUGCUGGACAGAGCUCUUUAAUACAGAGCAUCGAUAUAGCUCUGGGUGUACAUCAUAGCCCCACCAAUCAAUGUCCAAUGGGUGCGGAUUUUCUCGAAUCUCCACCAGUAACAGACGGUGAGUCUCCGAGCGAUGUAAAGCAAAUUCUUGCUGAGACACCCUCAGUGGACUCAGUUUGUACUUACAUCUCAACUGUUCGUGAGUAUAUGCCGAGGAAACAUCGCGAGUUUCUGGAGGCAUUGAUGGAGGCACCGAGCCUUCAUGGCUUCGUUCAAUCACCGCAUGGAUCCGCAGACGCUAAGCACGGCUACAAUCGCGCUGUGCUUGCACUAGAAAAUUUCAGGACAAAACACAUUAAGAUUGUAGCCACAUAUAUCAUAACGCCGGCGAGUAAACGUGCACCAUCCUUAGCAAGCUACAGGGGGACUGGAGGCUCGUCAAUUAUGCCGUUCCUUAAACAAGUACGCUCAGAGACGCGUGAACAGCUCGUGACAUCAAAUACGGAGCAUUCAUAAGCAUAUAUAUUCGAUUUUAAAUAAAUAAAAUUUCACACAA
Sphaeroforma arctica JP610 is the source of this 1442-nucleotide messenger RNA. RefSeq lists its product as hypothetical. Gene Ontology annotation, cellular component: cytoplasm. The transcript is spliced from 6 exons. Gene Ontology annotation, biological process: 'de novo' NAD+ biosynthetic process from L-tryptophan. Gene Ontology annotation, molecular function: heme binding; metal ion binding; indoleamine 2,3-dioxygenase activity. The record is from RefSeq and is a predicted model, not a curated record. Bases 92 to 1402 code for a protein of 436 amino acids. NCBI's taxonomy places the organism in Eukaryota, Ichthyosporea, Ichthyophonida.